ACCGCUCCUCCUUAGCCAUGGUGGUGCUUCCUUCUACUGUUGCUUUCCUACUCCUUUCCUUCUUACAGACUGUAAAAAUCGCUAACUCGCAAUCAUUCAUCGGUAUAAACUAUGGCCAACUUGCGGCCAACCUUCCACCACCACCAUCCACCGCAAAGCUUCUUCAAUCCACAUCAAUCCAAAAGGUUCGAUUAUAUGGAUCGGACCCCGCUAUAAUCAAAGCCUUAGCCAACACCGGAAUUAGAAUUGUUGUCGGCACUGCAAAUGGUGACAUUCAAGGACUGGCCUCUGAUCCCAAUUUUGCCAAGAGCUGGAUCAACACAAACGUGCUUCCCUUCUAUCCAGCUAGCAAUAUCAUCCUCAUCACUGUUGGCAACGAGGUCAUGACUUCCAAUGACCAGAAUCUCAUGAACAAGCUCUUACCAGCAAUGCAAAAUGUACAGAAUGCUCUAAAUGAUGCAUCGCUCGGGGGUAAAAUUAAGGUCUCCACAGUUCAUCCGAUGGGAGUGCUCAAGCAGUCUGAGCCACCUUCUUCUGGAAGCUUUGAUCCAAGUUAUGGGGAUCUGAUGAAGGGCUUGUUGGAGUUUAAUAGUGCGAAUGGUUCGCCUUUCGCAAUCAAUCCCUACCCUUACUUUGCUUACAGAAGCGAUCCAAGGCCUGAGACUCUUGCUUUUUGCCUUUUUCAACCGAAUGCAGGACGAAUGGAUGGAAACACUAAGAUCAAGUACAUGAACAUGUUCGAUGCUCAGGUGGAUGCAGUUUAUUCUGCACUGAAUUCUAUGGGAUUUAAGAAUGUUGAGAUUGUGGUGGCUGAGACUGGAUGGCCAUAUAAAGGAGAUGACAACGAAGUAGGGCCAAGCAUUGAGAAUGCCAAGGCUUACAAUGGCAAUUUGAUUGCACAUCUUCGAUCGAUGGUGGGCACUCCACUCAUGCCAGGAAAAUCAGUGGAUACAUACCUCUUUGCUCUUUAUGACGAAGACUUGAAACCUGGACCUGGUUCUGAGCGAUCAUUUGGACUUUUCAAGACUGAUCUCACCAUGGUUUAUGAUGUUGGACUCUCUACAAGUAGCCAGCCACCAGUAGCAGCACCACAACCGCUGCUGCCGCCACCGCCACCCACCACCACAAUCACCAACAAUAGCAGCAGUACAAGAACGAGCAGUAAUAGGAGCACAAGCAGCAGCAGCAGCAUAAGCACGAGGAGCAAAAGAUGGAGUGUUUUUUGGUUGGUUUUUCUAGAAUUGAAAAUUUUUAGAAUUGGAGUUUCGAGAGAUAUAUUUAAUUAGGAUUUUUAAUUUAGAUUUAUUGUAUGAGUUUAUAGAACUUUCUUUGAUUUGCCUUUUCUUUUAUGACUUGCAAACUUAGAAUAUGAAGUUGUCAAGAGAUGAUGAAAACGAGUUAGGGUUUCUCUCUCUAUUUUAUAAGUUUUUUUGUCGAUUCUAUUUUUUAGGAAUAAAUUGAAAAAAUAAUUGGAAAAUCAGUUCAGAAGA
Messenger RNA from Populus nigra (black poplar), 1490 nucleotides. RefSeq names its product glucan endo-1,3-beta-glucosidase 7-like. The transcript has 4 exons. Gene Ontology annotation, molecular function: hydrolase activity, hydrolyzing O-glycosyl compounds. Lineage: Eukaryota; Viridiplantae; Streptophyta; Magnoliopsida; Malpighiales; Salicaceae. Gene Ontology annotation, cellular component: plasma membrane. The coding region runs from base 18 to 1286 and encodes 422 amino acids. The record is from RefSeq and is a predicted model, not a curated record. Gene Ontology annotation, biological process: carbohydrate metabolic process.